AUGAAUGCAAAGAUCCAUGGGGACCGCAGCAUCACCGCCAGCAGCCGCGGCCCGGCUCGUUGCCGGGUUACCACCGUCUCCUUCCCAGCGUACCUCAGUGCUGGUCUCCGCGCGGCUUCCGUCCGCCGCCAUCUUGUUCCUGGCGGGUGGUGCGGGUCUGCGGGUGCCAUGGACACCGAUGACACGGGGAAUCGACUUCGGUUCCAGCUGGAGUUAGAGUUUGUUCAGUGUCUGGCGAAUCCAAAUUACCUCAACUUUCUUGCACAAAGAGGCUAUUUCAAAGACAAAGCUUUUGUAAAUUAUCUUAAGUAUUUACUUUAUUGGAAAGAACCUGAAUAUGCAAAAUACCUGAAGUAUCCACAGUGUUUGCAUAUGUUAGAGCUGCUCCAGUAUGAACAUUUCCGCAAAGAACUGGUGAAUGCUCAGUGUGCCAAGUUCAUUGAUGAGCAGCAGAUUCUUCACUGGCAGCACUAUUCCAGGAAAAGAAUGCGCCUCCAGCAAGCACUUGCAGAGCAGCAGCAGCAAAACACCUCUGUAAAAUGAGACCAUGUGGUGGGAGCAUGUUGAUGA
Molecule: messenger RNA, 570 nt
Organism: Neopsephotus bourkii (Bourke's parrot)
Lineage: Eukaryota; Metazoa; Chordata; Aves; Psittaciformes; Psittacidae
Gene: MED31
Product: mediator complex subunit 31
Exons: 5
Coding region: 1-543 (180 amino acids)
Biological process (GO): regulation of transcription by RNA polymerase II
Cellular component (GO): mediator complex; core mediator complex
Molecular function (GO): transcription coregulator activity
Source: RefSeq, a predicted model, not a curated record